Chlorocebus sabaeus (green monkey) is the source of this 3890-nucleotide messenger RNA. It is a transcript of the gene DCDC2C, whose product is annotated as doublecortin domain containing 2C. NCBI's taxonomy places the organism in Eukaryota, Metazoa, Chordata, Mammalia, Primates, Cercopithecidae. The record is from RefSeq and is a predicted model, not a curated record. Gene Ontology annotation, cellular component: microtubule; microtubule organizing center. Gene Ontology annotation, biological process: intracellular signal transduction.
UCCUCCUCCUCCUCCUCUUUUCCUGGGCUCUGCCUUCACGCCAGUCACCUCCCCGGGCUCCGCAUUGCCCCCUCACCUGUCUCCGCCCUGUGCCGCGCCUCACCUGCUUGGUCUCCCCAUUACCCAAUCACCUGUCCCUGCCCGGUGCCGCCUUCAUCUGCCCGGGCUCCCCGCUGCACCCCUCACCUGUCCCUGCCCGGUGCCGCCCUCACCUGCCUGGGUUCCCCGCUGCCCCCCUCCUGCCCCGGCCUUGCGCCCCUCGCCCUGGCGGCCAGGCGGUCACAAUCGCCCAGGGGCGCGUCAACACGCAGCCUCCGCCCGCCUAGCAGCCCCGUCCAGUCCCCGUCCCGUCCCCGUCCCGCCCCCGCGGCUGGAGAGGACCUUCCCUCGGCGGUGCCUGGGCCUGGGCCUGGGCGCGGCUCUGCAGCCUCCCGGCCCCGGCGAGCGAGGAGCGGGGCGCGGCCAUGGGCACCCGCGGGCCCUCCGCGCUGGUGGACACCACGCCCGCCAAGACCAUCGUGGUGUACCGCAACGGGGACCCGUUCUACGUGGGCAAGAAGUUCGUACUCUCGCGGCGCCGCGCGGCCACCUUCGAGGCGCUGCUGGAGCAGCUCACGGAGCAGGUGGACGUCCCGUUCGGCGUGCGCCGCCUCUUCACGCCCACGCGUGGGCACCGGGUGCUGGAGCUGGACGCGCUGCAGGCGGGCGGCAAGUACGUGGCGGCGGGCCGCGAGCGCUUCAAGGAGCUCGAUUAUAUUCAUAUAGUUCCCCGAAAACCUGCAAAGAUAAGGAAGUUGAAGGAAAUCAAACCGGUGGUGCAUUGUGAUAUAAAUGUGCCUUCCAAGUGGCAAACGUAUCAUCGUAUAUGUCGACAUAUAAAUGUUUUUACAAAUGGAAGAUUAUUUAUUCCACCUGCAAAAAUCAUUAUACCCAAAUUUAGUCUGUCCGAUUGGGACAUCGUGCUGGCCACGAUCGGAGAAAAAGUCUUCCCUCUAGGAGGCGUUCGGAAAUUAUUUACAAUGAAUGGGCAUCUUUUGGGCGACUCAAAGGAUUUGCAAGACAAUCACUUUUAUGUUGCUGCCGGACUAGAGACCUUCAAAUAUUUUCCUUACUGGAAGUCUCCAAGGGUGCCCAGUGAGGUCCAACAAAGAUAUGCGAAUGUUGAAAAAAACUCACAGAGAAAGAAAAAAGUGGAUUCCAAAGGAAAAGAGCCUUAUCACUAUGAUGGCAUAUCCCCCAAAACACAGGAUUCUGUUUAUUAUGCCAAAGAAGAAAAGAAGAAAACAUUGGCAGAACCUUUAGUCCAAAGGGGAGCAGAAGGUGACGUGUAUAAAGCGCUGACUCCUAGCAAGGAAACCCAAGGGGCGCUGGACGUCAAAGAGGACCACAAUGUGCAGCUAGAGGUGCCUGUGGACCAGAGACAAGCUGAGAUAGUUAAAGAAGAUGAAGAGAUACAUGAGAACACCCCUGAUUUUGAGGGCAACAAGGAUAAAGAAGAUGCAAGGCUUUGUGAAGACAUUGAAAGAAAGGUUUGUAUCAACAACAAAUACUGUAGUUUUGCGUUUUCUACUCUAAAGACAGACCUAACAAGAGAAUCCACGGAUCCCCAAAUCUUGUCAGGUGCUUUUUAGGAAUAUAACUUUUUUUGCCUCUGUCAUACACCGUAGCUCUGUUUUCCAGAGUUAGAAAACCAGGUUGGAGGAAAAGAAGCAAAUCACGGCCUUUCACAUAGGUGGAUGGAUCCUUGGGAAAGGCAAGUAAGAACCAGGAGUGAAAAGUGCUCUAGGGCAGUGAGUGGCUGGCGUCUGAAGGUGCAGCGUUUAUGACUGUCUGGAAAACCUGGAAAACACGUGUGAAUUAUCUGCCAGCUACACCUGUAGUCACUCACUUAGGUUUUCCAGGCAGUCAAAAACGCUGCACCUUCAGACGCCAGCCAUGAAGCUAAGGAUGAAUGUGCUUGCCUGGCGAGCACAAGGGAGUGGGGGACUCACAGCCCUGGGGAAAGCAGAUGUGUAACUGGGCCCGGGACCCCACCUGACAGCAGACCCCACCUGGCAGCGGAAGGUGCUUCCCUCUAGAAGCGCCGCUCUCCCUGCCAUCAGUGAUAGCUCUGUCCUCAGCAGGACUGAGUUCUCAUCCUAAGUUGGUAGAUGACUAAGUGAUGAUAGUGAUUUUUGUCUGAGUGUGUCAAGUUUCAUUUAUUUAGUCUUUAGUUUUCCUAGACUCCUCAGCACUCCGCAAAGGACGUGAGCCCUGAGUGGUGACACUUGGGGAGGUUAACCUAACCGAAGCCAGCAUCUGCACACCUCGGGGACUUGAAUCGGCUCCGCUUGGCUUUGACUGCUCCAGUACCUGCCAGAUGUGUGGCUUCGGGAACACUCCUUAAAACCUGAUUGCCUCAGUUUCCUCCUCUAUUCAAAGUUUAUCUGUCCACUUGUUUAUAACAAAAUCAACCUCCAGGAGAGAAUAUGUGUAAAGUCUGCUUAGCGUUACUACUUUUAUUCUUAUUAUUAGCAAUAGCUGACUUGCAAAAUAUUCCUGACCAUAUUAUGGGGGAGGGGAACACGUGUGAGUUGUGUCCUGCCCAUGCACGGAGCCUCUGGUGUGGGUGUGUCCCCAUCGUGCAGUGAGCCUCUCAUGCCGAUGUGUCCCCCAGUGCACGGAGCCUUUCGUGUGGGUGUGUCCUGCCCAUACACGGAGCCCCUGGUGUGGGUGUGUCCUGCCCGUGCACUGAGCCUCUGGUGUGGGUGUGUUCCCGGUGCUUGGAGCCUCUCAUGUGGGUGUGUCCUGCCCAUGCACGGAGCCUCUGGUGUGGGUGUGUCCCCCGGUGCUUGGAGCCUCUGGUGUGGGUGUGCCCCCCAUUCACAGAGUCUCUCGUGUAGGUGGUCCCGCCUGAGCCCGGAGCCUCUGGUAUGGGUGUGUCCUGCCCAUGCAGGGAGCCUCUGGUGCGGGUGUGUUCCGCCCAUGUAUGGAGCCUCUGUGUGGAUGUGCAGGCAGCCUUGUGGCUGGAAGAGCACUGAAUUCCUGUUUUAGCUUUCCCGCUAACUUGCUAGGUGUCCUUUGUUAAGUAACUUGAUUGAUUCAAUCAACAAUCAUUUUACAUGUUUAUAGGUUUGCUUACUUUUCAAGAAUCAAUGAGACAAUGGUUUGUAAAGUUUCUGAAAAGUAUAGCAUAUCUAUGCUUAAAAUGGUGUUUAUAUUAUUUGUCUUUGAGCUAGAUAAUGAAAGUUUUUGUUCCUCAGCUUGAAAUUAGACACUUGGUUUUCCCCACUCUUAACUCCCGUGUUAAAAUCAGUGUAAUCCAUUUUAUUAUGUGGAAUUCCAUCCUCUGGAACUCUCUACAGCCAAACUAACCGCACAUGAUUGGGAAACAAUAAUGUGUGUUCGUAGUGAUGUCCCUGUAAGCAUAAAUCAUAUCUGGUUUGAAUGCCAAGUAAUUCUUUGGAGCAUUUAUCAGUUGUUUGGCAUACAUGUUACUCUUUUAAAGGGAAUAUUUUACCAAACACAAUGGAAUGAAAAGAAUGCAAAUCUGGCCGCAUGCAAACUGUGCACAGAUAGUUUCAUUUCUCCGACCCUUGGUUUCCUUAUCUGUGAAACUGAGAUAAUUUCCAACUUGCGAAGUGAGUGUAAAGAUUAGAAGUAUUUAAAAGUGCCUUACUCAGUGGUCUGGGGAUAAAUGCUAUCUGCUGUUGUUACUAUUAUUCUGUAAUUUGAUCAUGACUCCAAUGGAGGUCUAAAGUGUUUGAAAGAAGGAAUGAGAUUUUACUCAUAUUUGCACUUUUCUCAGCGUCAGGCAUGCACAAUGCCUUACAGUAGACAUUUUAUUUACAUUUAUUUACAGUAGACAUUUUACAGUAGACAUAUAUAUAUAUAUUUAUUUAUUUUUGAAA